UCAUAAUAUAAAGAAUGAUUAGGAUAAGGAAAGAGAAUCCAAAUUAUGUAGUACUCCUAAUCUCUUAAAUUCUCACAUCCAAACCUCCUAUUUAGUUAACCUAAAAGAAUCUAUACAUGCUUUAGUCUAGAUACAAGAUCUUGUUAUUUCUCUAUACUUUCAACACAAUAUCUUAUAAUUAGUCCACUGGAAAAAAAGAAAAAAAAAUCUAGAGCGGCCAUUGUUGUGUGAAAAACCAUGGAAAAUUUUGGUAUGCACAUGCUUGUUGGGCGAUGGUUUAUGGUAUUUGCUUCACUUUUGAUCUUGUCGGUAGCAGGCGGUACAUACAUAUUUGGACUCUAUUCUGAAGAAGUGAAGACAUCAUUAGGUUAUGAUCAAACAACCUUAAACUUACUUGGUUUUUUCAAAGACUUAGGUGCAAACGUUGGAAUUAUUUCUGGUCUAAUUAAUGAAGUAACCCCACCUUGGGUUGUUCUACUUCUUGGUGCAUUUAUGAAUUUUUCAGGGUAUUUUUCUGUAUGGUUAGCAACUACUGGGAAAUUAGCUAAACCAAAAGUUUGGCAGAUGUGUUUUUGUAUAUUUAUAGGUGCAAAUUCUCAGACUUUUGCAAAUACUGGUGUUUUAGUUACUUGUGUCAAGAAUUUCCCUGAAAGUAGGGGAAUUGUUAUUGGACUUUUAAAGGGGUUUGUUGGUUUAAGUGGUGCGAUACUUACACAAUUAUAUCAUGCUUUUUAUGGGAAUAAUGGGAAAUCUUUAAUCUUACUUAUUGCUUGGCUUCCUGCUGUUGUUUCCUGUAUUUUUCUUAGAGUUAUUAGGGUUAUGAAAGUUACUAGACAAGAAAAUGAGCUCAAGAUUUUUUACCAGCUUUUGUUUAUGUCACUUGGUUUAGCUGGUUUUCUUAUGGUUAUAAUUAUCGUCCAAAAUAGGGUUGAGUUUAAUAGUGUUGGUUAUUGGACAACUGCGGGUAUUAUUCUUGUUUUGUUAUUUGCUCCUAUAGUUCUUGUUAUAAGAGAGGAAUUGAAACUAUGGGAUGCAAAGAAACAAAAUCCAAGUCACCCUAUACAAGUCAAAGUUGUAGGAAUUGAGACACCACUUCAAUCUUCAGCAACUGUUGUUCCAACUAAUUAUCAAACAGAUCAAGUUUCUUUCUUUUCGAACGUGUUUAAGCCGCCGGAAAGAGGUGAGGAUUAUACUAUACUACAAGCAGUUCUCAGUAUAGAUAUGUUGAUUUUGUUCGUUGCUACAAUAUUUGGAGCAGGGGGACUUUUAACAGCUAUGGAUAAUUUAGGCCAAAUUGGUAAGGCCUUAGGUUAUCCUAAAACAAGCAUCACUACAUUUGUGUCACUUGUGAGUAUAUGGGGUUAUCUCGGGCGAGUAGCUUCUGGAUUCGCCUCUGAGAUUUUCUUGGAAAAGUACAAGUUUCCGCGUCCAUUGAUGCUCACAUUGGUUCUGCUUCUCUCUUGUGUUGGCCAUGUUUUAAUCGCGUUUGGUGUAACGAAUACUCUGUAUGUCGCGUCCGUGCUAAUGGGGUUCUGUUUUGGUGCUCUCUGGCCUUUGAUAUUUGCAAUCAUAUCUGAAAUCUUUGGACUUAAACAUUACUCAACAUUGCUCAAUUUUGGUGGUGCUGCUAGUCCAAUUGGAGCUUAUAUAUUCAAUGUUAAAGUGGCUGGGAAUUUGUAUGAUAAAGAGGCUAUUAAGCAGAUGGCAGCUCAUGGAAUUAUUAGGAAGCCAGGGGAAGACUUGACUUGCACUGGAGUUGAGUGUUAUAAGUUGGCUUUUUUGAUAAUUGCAGCAUCUACUUUUGUGGGGUUUAUUGUUUCUUUGGUUUUGGUGCUCAGAACAUUCAACUUUUAUAAAGGGGAUAUUUAUAAGAAGUUUAGAGAACAAGGUAAAACAGUGGAUGCUGAGUCUCAGUCCAGAGCAAAUGGUGAUGCUUCAUCAUAAAAAAAAACAUCUGUUCUCCAGCCGAGGCGAGGGUCUAUCGGAGACGGCCUCUCUGCCCUUCCAAGAUAGGGGUAAGGCUCUUACCCUCCCCAGACCCCACUUAUGGGAAAUUACUGGGCUUGUUGUUGGGCUUCUUCUUGUUGUUGUUGUUCAUCAUGAAAAAAAACACAUAGCUACAAGCCAAGAUUUUCUUGUUUUGAGGCUGGAAUUUGCCAAUGCAAUUUGAGUGUUGUUAUUCAUUCUGCAAUGUGAUUUAGUGUGACUUCUUGGGCUUAAGGUGUGUACAACGGGGUAGCAAGUAAAUACAUGAUUUACAAGUUGAUUUCUAUGUAAUUGAAGAUUUCUUUAACUAAAGUUGUGUAGAAUCAAAGUUCAGAAAGUGAAUUACAAAGAUUUACAAGCCAA
This is a messenger RNA of Nicotiana attenuata, 2349 nucleotides long. RefSeq lists its product as uncharacterized. Gene Ontology annotation, molecular function: transmembrane transporter activity. Gene Ontology annotation, cellular component: membrane. The record is from RefSeq and is a predicted model, not a curated record. Bases 238 to 1944 code for a protein of 568 amino acids. The transcript has a single exon. Gene Ontology annotation, biological process: transmembrane transport. Lineage: Eukaryota; Viridiplantae; Streptophyta; Magnoliopsida; Solanales; Solanaceae.